AAGAACACAAGGGCAAUGGCAAGGAACACAAACAUGGCGUUUUUCGCAGCCAUGGCAGCGGCCGCUUUGCUAAUGAGCUCGGCGGCAGCGGCAACUACUUACCAAGUGGGCGAUGGGUUGGGUUGGGUUGUCCCUCCCGGUGGUGCCGCAGCUUAUGCUACAUGGGCUGCCAACAAAACCUUCGUUGUCGGCGACACUCUUGUAUUCACAUUUACGAGCGGAAGUCAUGACGUGGCGGAAGUGACAAAGGCAGCUUUUGAUGCUUGCAAUGUAACUAGUCCCAUUACUUUGAAGACUGCCAGCCCUACAAAUAUCACUCUUAGCUCUUCAGGGGAGCAUUACUACAUCUGCACCUUCGCUGGCCAUUGCAGUGCCGGUCAGAAAUUGUCCAUCAAUGUGAACGGAGCUUCUUCUCCGGCUCCGGCUCCAAGUACUACUCCUCCUCCACCUUCACCACCGGCCUCUGUUCCAGCACCGGCUUCAAGCACUACCUCUCCUCCCCCUCCACCUUCACCACCGACCUCUGUUCCGGCACCGGCUCCGAGUACUAGUACUCCUACCCCUGCUGCUUCCCCAGCACCAACACCAAGCUCCACAAGAGCACCUGUCAAUUGGACCGUUGGCAACAACUCUGGAUGGAACGUCCUCCCUCCAGGCUCUUACCAAACUUGGGCUGCUAACAAGACCUUUUUGGUUGGUGACACUCUAGUGUUCAACUAUGUGAACAGAACACACGACGUGGCAGUGGUGACCAAGGCAAACUACGACUCAUGCAACACCAGCAACCCCCUCGCUCUGUUCACGAACCCACCAACGAGAAUCACUCUCAACACCACCGGCGAGAAUUUCUUCAUCUGCACUUUCACCGGCCACUGUGCCGGAGGCCAAAAGCUUGCCAUCAAUGUCACCGCCGGCAGCACCACCGCCACGCCACCUUCCUCCACCGCCACUCCUCCAGGCAGCAGUGCCACCCCUCCAGGCUCUAGUGCCACCCCUCCAUCUGGAACUCCAACCACCCCAACUACUCCGUCGUCACCGACACCUGAAGGUGCAGCAGCACCACCAAAUGCAGCAGCUUCUCUCGGCGCCGCUGGCCUUUCCGCUACCUUUUUGUCCAUUGCUCUAGCUUUGUUGUUUUAGAUUAUUUUCCGGGGCGGUAUCUACUUUUAAAUCUUGUGUGAUGUGAUUCAUUCAAUUAGACAGCUAUAGCGGGAUUGUUGUAAUACGAUAUUGAUCAGUUUUUUUUUACAUAGUAAUAAAUUUUUGCUUUUGAAUUUUGA
Messenger RNA from Pyrus x bretschneideri (Chinese white pear), 1280 nucleotides. Its product is annotated as uclacyanin-3. Gene Ontology annotation, cellular component: plasma membrane. Gene Ontology annotation, molecular function: electron transfer activity. The record is from RefSeq and is a predicted model, not a curated record. The coding region runs from base 16 to 1140 and encodes 374 amino acids. The transcript has 3 exons. Lineage: Eukaryota; Viridiplantae; Streptophyta; Magnoliopsida; Rosales; Rosaceae.